AUCCUGGAUUGUCCUGUGGCGACAACAAUGUAUCUACCACCUAUGCACAUGCAAUCACUCCAACAAAUGCCAAUUCAACAACAGGUAGUGCCACAACAGUUGCAACUGGCAUCAUCCCCAAUACCCCCAGUCAAGGAACAAAAGAAACAGAAACAUGAUAAGAAACGAUCAUCACACUCACAGUCUCAGUCGUCUCCAUCAUCAUCACACCAACACGGAGGCAAGAAGUCACCUCAGACGCGAUCCGAGAACACAUCGAUCAAUACGCAUCACCAUAACACAUUGCUCAAUCAAAAGUCCAAGGUGGCCUACUCGCCCUACAUGGAGAUCGUCGAGCAGGAGUGUAUCUCGGUGGAGAGCGUCAUCCUGAACAACCGCAACUCGAGCGUGCACAUCGUCGUCAAGAACACAUCAUUCGUGAUCAAGCUGCGCACGUUGGACAUUUACGCACUCAACUUCUCCAACUGCCACGUCAAGUGUGGCCUGUACUACGCCAACGAGCCCAUGAAAGAGGUGAGCUUCAUCCAGACUUCGCCCAUCACCUACGUCGGCAGCAGCUGUCCACAGGGCGAGUACUUCACAAUCGAGACCAAGAUAUCAAUCUUGUCCAGUCAGCAUCAGGGCAACUUGUUCUACAUCCUGCUGAGCGUGACGGACAACAGCCAAAAGUCCAUGCCACCACACGCGUACCUCUCACAUCCAAUACGUGUCGUGUCCAAGGUGGACCACAUCAAGAAGGAUCCAAACGGUAAUUGUGAGAAGAAGCAGACAUUCAUUGAUAUCCUGACCGAGAGGCUGAGCAAGUUGGAGAAUCUACAGGCCAAGCAAUCAAAGGCUGUCAUCACAAUGAUGCAACAACGUUCGAUGGAUGCCAGGGAGUAUGCUAGACGCGAUCCAGAUGGUGCCGAUGACCCUGGCAUGGGCGCGAUGGACGACUCCUCCCCACCCUCAUCUCCACCAUUUGAUCAGAAUGAUGAUGUCGGUGAUCUGUCCACGAGGAAGAAGGUCAAGUCCAGUCAUCAGCAGUGCAGUGAUCAGAGGUCGGACAGUGCAGCGGGCGGUGCAAGGAUGAAACCAGCUGACUACUUCCUCGAGUGCUUCAAUCGAGUGAUCAAAGUAUACAAGCAAGAGUAUCGUGGCAAGGAAGAUAAGAAGAUAGACUUUAGUCAGUUGCUAGAGUGUUUGGACAAGCCUGACAAGUCAACCUUGUGCGACCUACUGGAUGCCUUCACAUUUGAUGAUCCAACAGUGAAUCUUUCAUCGUUCAAUCAUGGAGAGGCUGAGAUCUGUCAGUGUCCCGAGUGUCCGUACCGCAAACAAGCAGAUCAACUGAUGCUUCUCUCUCCGAUCAUGAGCUUCCAUUCACCAAUCACAAUGAUCUCACCACACGAUUCACCCAGCUACACUCCCAUGGGACUGACAGGUCGUCGCCAAUCCAAAGCAAUGUUAUUUCCAGAGACCAUUACAGAACAU
Acytostelium subglobosum LB1 is the source of this 1473-nucleotide messenger RNA. RefSeq lists its product as hypothetical. The transcript has 2 exons. NCBI's taxonomy places the organism in Eukaryota, Evosea, Eumycetozoa, Acytosteliales, Acytosteliaceae. The record is from RefSeq and is a predicted model, not a curated record. The annotation marks the transcript as partial.